Zasmidium cellare ATCC 36951 is the source of this 1461-nucleotide messenger RNA. RefSeq lists its product as uncharacterized. The record is from RefSeq and is a predicted model, not a curated record. The transcript is spliced from 6 exons. The coding region runs from base 1 to 1461 and encodes 486 amino acids. Gene Ontology annotation, molecular function: transmembrane transporter activity. Gene Ontology annotation, biological process: transmembrane transport. NCBI's taxonomy places the organism in Eukaryota, Fungi, Ascomycota, Dothideomycetes, Mycosphaerellales, Mycosphaerellaceae. Gene Ontology annotation, cellular component: membrane.
AUGACGAGUACCGUCGACGAGAAGACAGCCUUUCAAGAUGGUGCUGUCAACGACAAUCCAUCUCCAGUUGAGAAUGGCGUCUUGCAAAAUGUUCACAUCGAUGCUAAGGAGGAAGGGAAGUUGCUAAGGAAGCUGGACAUCUUCCUUGUGCCAAUCAUCAUGUUGGUGUAUCUGUCUUGCUUCUUGGACAGGAGCAACAUUGGUAAUGUCAAAGUCGCCGGAAUGCCAGAAGACAUCCACGCCACGAACCAACAAUUCUCCACCGCCGUGUCCAUCUUCUACGCUACCUACGUUGUCUCCGAGACGCCAUGGGCUAUCUUGCUGAAGAAGCUCACCCCACGAAUUCUCAUGACCGGACUCGCCAUUGUAUGGUCCCUCGUCACCAUCUUCUCUGGCUUCAUUCAGAACAUAGCUGGUCUCUACGUCGUCCGCUUGAUUCUAGGCGCUUGCGAGGGAGGCCUGUUCCCUGGGCUGAAUUUGUACUUGACCAUGGUCUAUCGACGAGAAGAGCAAGCGAGACGAGUCAGCUACCUGUUCGUUUGCACGGCGAUCUCAGGGGCAUUCGGUGGUCUGCUAGCGUAUGCUAUUCUGCACAUGGACGGCGUGGCUGGCGUAGCCGGGUGGAGAUGGGUCUACAUCAUCGAAGGAAUCUUCAGUAUCAUCAUCGCUGCCAUGGUCUGGUUUGGAUUGCCGAAUAAUCCUUCCAAGGCGUACUUUCUCAACGAACGGGAGAAGGAGCUGAUGGAGCAGAGAUCUGUGCAGCGAGCGGCUUAUAUGGGCAGUGAGGAGUUCAGCUGGGAGGAGAUCAAGAUUGCUCUCAAGGAUCCAAAGGUUUAUUUGAGUGGUGCUGUGCAGUUCUGCCAGGACAUUUUGCUGUACGGCUUCAGUACCUUUCUACCGUCAAUCAUCAGAGAGAUGGGAUAUGGAACGUACGAGACACAAUACCUUACUGUCCCGGUCUACAUCUUUGGUGGAGCCAUGUUUGUGGCAUUUGCCUUCCUCUCCGACAAGUUCACUCUCAGAGCCCCAUUCCUCAUCUUUGCCAACUUCUUCGGCAUCAUCGGCUAUAUCCUCCUUCUCUGCGACGUCCCCGUCGGCGUUCGCUUCUUCGCGACUUUCCUCUGCGCUGUUGCAGUCUACACAGGACCAGGCCUCAACCUAACUUGGCUCAACGUCAACGUUGCACCACAUUAUCGACGAGCUACAGCAAUAGGUCUCCAGCAGACGAUCGGGAACUGUGCUGGUAUCGUCGCUGGCCAAAUCUAUCGCAGCUCACCAUACGUUCUCGGCAAUGCGUUCUCACUUGGAGCAAUUUGUGUGAGCCAGCUGGUGAUUUUGGCCAAGAUGUGGUAUAUUCGGUCUUGUGGGAAGUUGAAGGAAAGAGUUGCGAAUGGAGAGGUAGAGGACACAAGAAAAGUGAAGACUGGAGAUUGGGCCUUGGACUUCAAGUAUCACUUGUAA